GGCCUGAGGGGGGGCACGGCGGCGGGGGCGGAGGGGAGCCCUUCCCGCCUCCCCGCAGGGCGGCGGCGGCGGCGGCAGUGGCGGGGGGGGGGUCCAGGGCUCGGCCCGGCGCUGGCUCCGGUCCCCCCCCGGCGGGAGGAGGAUCCCCCUCCCCGGAGGGUGAGUGCGGGAUCGUCCCGCCGGAGACCAGCACCCGGGCCCGCGUCCGGGGCGAUGAGAGUCUGGACUACCCUGAUGAUUUUUCGGAGUUGAGGUAAUGGCUGAAGUUGGUCGGUGGGAGACGGCUGGAGGCCCAGAGCACGGUCUGGGGGCUGCGCAGCGCUUAUGAUCUGACCCGCAGCCUCUGCCUUUGCUGGGGCCGGCAGGAUGGGGAACAGUGGCUCAGCCGUGAAGGUCUGCACAGACCACCAAGGAGGCAUCAACUGGCUGAGCCUGAGCCCGGAUGGGCAGCGCCUGCUCACGGGCAGCGAGGAUGGCACGGCGCGGCUCUGGAGCACUGCCGACAGCCAGUGCCAUGGCCACUUCCAAGGGCAUGAAAGUUACAUCACCUUUUGCCACUUAGAAAAUGAGGCUGCCUUCACGUGUAGUGCAGAUCAUACCAUUCGAAAGUGGGAUGUGAUGACAGGUCAGUGCCUGGCCAUUUACCGAGGACACACAUCAAUUGUUAACAGGAUCCUGGUUGCCAAAGACUAUCUCUUCAGUGGCUCCUAUGACAGGACGGCUCGCUGUUGGAGCGUGGACAAGGAGAAACAAAUCCAGGAGUUCCGGGGCCAUCGGAACUGUGUCCUGACUCUAGCUCACUAUUCCUCCAGGGAUGUUCUUGAAGAAGAGGAGGAAGAAGAGGAGGAAGAGGAAAAAGUGAGCAGAGACCUCCUGGUGACAGGUAGCACUGACUGCACUGUGAAGGUCUGGUGGGUGUCCAGUGGGCGCUGUUACCAGACUCUGCUGGGACACACUGGGGCUGUCUUAUGCCUUAUACUUGACGCACCAAACAGGGAGCUGUUUUCUGGCAGCACGGAUUACACCAUUCGAACGUGGAAUAUUGUCACUGGUGAGCAGUUGAAAGUGUUCAAAGAACAUCAAGGAUCAGUAAUUUGCCUAGAGUAUUUUCUGGUGAAUGCUGCCAGGUUUGUUAAUGACACAGAGGAGAGAAGGAGGUUAGGCGCUGUACUCCACUGUCCACCAGAAAAUGCUAAUGGUAUAUCUAAAGAAGGGUGUAUGAUGGUCUGUAACUUACUUUCAGGUCAGCAAACCUUAAAUGUUUGUAACUGUAUGUGUCUGACUGAAGUUAAUGACAAUAAUUUUUCUCACUACUCUCCUUGUUUGUCUUUGUCGUCCAUAAGUUUUCCUUUACAGAGGCAACAGCAUGUAUUUUUAAUAGCUGUUUAAUAAAUGUUGCCUUUGUUUCUAAAGAAGAUAGUCAUAGCUGACACUAGCAGACUAAAAACCUGAUAGUACUGGAUGAAUUCUAUUUUCCUUCAGUUUUAGAAAGAAAAAAAAAAGCCACACAAAAUCAUGUUGCCCAGGAGUAAUGUUCGUCUUGCUUGGGUAAAUUCUCAGUGUUAAAGCUUGUUUUUAUGAUAUUGUGGUAAUGUAUUUUGAGGAUGCUCAAGUAAAUCUGUUGCUGUUCUUAGUGUCACGCUAUGUUUCGCUGUUUAAUUGUGACCCUUCUCCAAGGCACAGAUUGGCAACAACAGAGCUUGCUUUAAUUUAAUUGGGUUCUUGCUAAAAUUGUUACACAAAACUGGCUUGACCCUCUCCCAAAAGCCUGGGAAAUUCAAUUACGCUCUUUGAAUGCUCAAGAAUGAGCAAUGCUUCUCUGCUUGUGAGCACAGAGUUAAACAAUGGUUUUAAACAAACAGUACUUCAUGUAGGGGAGAAGAAAAGCAAAACCAAUACAUCUAUUUGGAAAACCUGAACAAUUCAAAGUACACGAGACUGCUGCUGCCAAGACUGUGUUGGCAACAGUCCUGGCCAAAUCUUCUUCUAGCUGCGAGUAACUGGUAGCCCCUCACUUCUCUCAUCACCAGUUGAUGUUUGAGGCUAGAAGAGUCCAGCUGAGGUACAUAUUGCCCCCACAGAGAGCAUUUCAUUUCUAGGCUUCUAAAAUGUAUCCCGGCUUAAGCAGUCACUGUACUGCUGUUGAAUAGCUUUAGGCUGUCGAUCUCUCCUAAUUCCUCCCUCUUCCUUACUGGGUUCAACACUAGCCCUUCUGUUCCACUUGGCUGCCUCUCAGCACAGCCCACAUGGUAUUUUCAUUCUUUUAGAAAGGGGUCAAUCACCAGAAUCCAUACAAAGAUGUUAGAACAGAAGGGAAACUUCCUGAAUAGAGGUGUUUAUUUUUUUAAUUUUUUUGUUUUCUUCUCAAAAAGCUCUUGGAGCCUUUUUUGCCUAGGGCUUCUUAGUGACAGUGUUGCGAUCCGUGGUGGUGGGUUGUAUUUUUCAAACAAAUAGUAUUUUUCAAACUGGGGGUCAGGAAGGACUUGGAGGUAGUUGUGAGUUGCUCACAGUAGCCAGCAGACAGUUCUAACUGUUGACAAUAGUUCAUUUUCUUCAGGGCAGAAGUGAGCUGCUAAUUGCACCAGAUUUUCACUGUCCUGCCCUGGAGGAACUGAGUUGGUACCAGCUAUUAAAGGUAGUUACCUGCUCUCUGGGUGGUUUAAUGCUUUUGUGGAGAGAAUGAAGGGAAAAUAUAAAGACUUAUUUUCAUUUUAUUUAUUCAGAUAAAGAUCCCUAAGGGAGGGUGACCUUUCAAAAAGUUUGAGAAAUGUUCAGUGUGAUCUCUCAUUCUGGACACAGAUCAGGAAAAAAUUUGGAUAUUGAGACCAUAUUUUCCCCAACUUUAAAAAGUACUGUUAUUAACAGGAAUGCCCCAGGAUGUUCUAAAUUGCUGCAAAUUAGGUCUGUACUGUUCCAGUCAUCUCCCCUUACUUUCCAGUAAAUACCAAUAGCGUCGCUGUAGCAGUGAAUGGAAAUUCCUGGAGCUUCUUGAAGGAGCCUUUCUGGGUAGAUACCCAUAAAGCACACUCACAUUUUCCACCUUGCUUCCUUCAGUGCUGGUGUAUGAAAAGCAGAGAGGUGAUGCCACAGGCAUGUUUGGAUUUUGAAUGCUCCUCCAUUGCUCUAAGAUCCUUUAUGUGGUGUUGCCAGCUAGCAUAAGUUAGAGGAGCCCAAAAGCAACUCUAAUCUAGCAUGGCAGAGCAGAAAGCGUAAGUGAGCUUUUAGCUUUCCCUUUUCCCCUGUCCUUGGUGAUCCUAGAGAGUGGGGUGAAGAGGGUGAGCUGCUCAGAUGUUCCCCAGGGCUUGUCCUGCUGGCCCAGGGUCAGGCUGUUGAAGGUGAUUUACCGGCUGAACUGACUGCAUGUGGUCUACUGGCAAAGUAGUUCUGCUGCAGGUACCAGCUUAUUCUAACACCACUGUUCUUUUCCUUCCUCUAUCU
Messenger RNA from Phalacrocorax carbo (great cormorant), 3438 nucleotides. Lineage: Eukaryota; Metazoa; Chordata; Aves; Suliformes; Phalacrocoracidae. The record is from RefSeq and is a predicted model, not a curated record.